Octopus sinensis (East Asian common octopus) is the source of this 1134-nucleotide messenger RNA. RefSeq names its product tRNA-uridine aminocarboxypropyltransferase 2. The transcript is spliced from 6 exons. The record is from RefSeq and is a predicted model, not a curated record. Lineage: Eukaryota; Metazoa; Mollusca; Cephalopoda; Octopoda; Octopodidae. Bases 55 to 810 code for a protein of 251 amino acids.
CGAGAGUUAACUCCCUUGAACCAUGUAUUUGCUGGCUUCGUACAAGAGUUGGUUAUGGAUGACAACGUCGAGACAGAAUCUUUCUUGGACGAUCUUUAUGAUUUUGCAAAUGAAGAACCUGUUAUUAAUACCAAACGUCAGACAUGUAGCCGGUGUUGCCGUCCUGUGACAGUCUGCUGGUGCCCGUAUCUCCCACGAGAACCAAUUCAACUUUCUACCACAGUUUAUAUUCUUCAACAUCCAUUUGAGGAUAACCAAUGUCUGCGUACAGUUCCUAUGUUGUAUCACAGCCUUCCACCUGGAAAAUGCCAUAUUAUUCGUGGUAAAAGGUUCUCACCUGAAAAAUACCCAGAAUUGGCAGCUUUAAUGAAGGAUCCUAAUACUAUACUACUCUACCCUGGAUCUGAUGCCAUUGAUAUAAUGGAUCUUCCUAGUUGUCAAGGAACGGGAUAUAAUCUGGUGCUGCUGGAUGGUACCUGGUCACAGGCUCGUGGUCUUUUUCAUCAGAAUCUUAUGAUGAAGUGGCCACAAAAGGUCCAGAUUAAAAGUGGGAUGAUUAGCAAAUAUGUCAUUCGAACUCAACCAACUGAUGUGUGUCUAUCGACUCUAGAGUCUGCUGCUGUUGCGUUAUCUUACCUUGAAAAGAAACCAUAUCUUGUUGAAACUCUUACAAAACCAUUGGAAGCUUUAUGCCAGUUCCAGUUGAAUCAUGGUGCUCAGAAACAUCAGAGUAAAGAAUAUCUGAUUAAAAAUGGACUUUAUAGAAAAAAAAUUAAAUCUUCUUGGUUGAAAAAACUUAAUGUCAGCUGAGAAUUGCCUUAGUUGUUUUCAGUUCUUAAAGUUCCUGUCUUGAUGAUUUGGGUUUUAAUAUAUUUAUUUUCAAACUGAACAUCUUUCAAAUAAGAAAGAAACCAAUUUUAUUUUUGAGAAUAUAGUUUAUUUUUAUCAGUUUAUUUAAGUACUAUUAUAAGUUUUAUUUUUGAAUUGUUGCUGGAGUUCUCUAUAAAUUCUUUUGUUUGUUAUCUGUAAAGUCAGAAUUUUAUGAAAAAAAACUUGGAACAGUUUUACAUUACAGCAUCAAUUCUGUGUGAAGAUUUCAUGGUUCUAAUUGUUGAUAAAUAAAUAAUUUAAAAA